This is a messenger RNA of Brassica napus (rape), 4001 nucleotides long. RefSeq lists its product as uncharacterized. The transcript has 4 exons. Bases 1236 to 4001 code for a protein of 921 amino acids. Gene Ontology annotation, cellular component: nucleus. NCBI's taxonomy places the organism in Eukaryota, Viridiplantae, Streptophyta, Magnoliopsida, Brassicales, Brassicaceae. The record is from RefSeq and is a predicted model, not a curated record. Gene Ontology annotation, biological process: poly(A)+ mRNA export from nucleus.
CGGAGCCUCACCGCCGCGAUUUUAGUAUAAUCGCUCCAAAACUCGGCUCAGAAAAAAAAAAUUCAGAUUUUGGUGAUUUCGUGAUUGAAAUCAGUCUAAAUACUGUGUAUAAGUGGUAGUAGCAAAAGAAACCGAGUUUAAUUGAAGUAAAUAGCUUAAAAAUGGUGAUUUAUGUCGAAAAAUAGGACUUUACUCUGGAUUGCCCUAGUAACUCCUAUGUUCAUUCUAUUUUAUCCCACCAAUUAAAAACAAUAUAAUUUUUAAUAUAUUUUAAUCAGAAACGUGGUGAAAAUCGAAAUUGCCCUUAAUGAAACCAAGUAUUUACAGGAUCCAACCUAAACUAUUUGACUCGACCCACUAUUAGUCGGAUCCUUAACCAGAUCCGCGCGUUCCUUUCUUUUUUCUCUUCCUUUGUCGUCUCUCACUCUCUUCUAAACCUUCUAAACCUGAAAAUUGAAAAAAAAAUCCUAGAAUCGACGAAAACGAUGAAGCCCACCGCAUUGACUGUUUCCUUCACUGCUUCUUCUCUGAUUUUCCCUUAGUCCCUCGUGCCCUUCCUUGUUACUCUGAUUUCAUCAUUUCCCCAAACCAGUCUGUAACCCUAGAUUUGACGAAAUCAAUUGAAAAAAUUGAUCGAAUCAACUGCUCCUGCGGCGUAUUCUGUUCUCCCGCUCCUUCUGUCGGUGACGCAAUCGACGGAACCCUAGACUUCAUCUCCCAUCUCCUGUUUUCGUUCUCGUCUCUUACGUGUAAAAGGUAUUUUCUCUAGGGCAAUUUUUGAUUGAUUUUGUUGUGGGUUUGGGUUUGAAAGUCCGUUUGAAAGUAUUGUGGUUGAAAAUCGGUUAGGUUCAGAUUUUUUUCAGAAUGAGGAUUACAGAGACUGAAACUUGGACACGUUUGGUUUUGAGGUUAUAGAGAUUAAAAGUUUGGUUUCAGAUUUGAGAUAAGUCUAGUAAUUAUUGAAGACUAACUGUUUUGGUGAUAGAGUGUCCUAGACUAUUUGAUAUGUGAAACCGAGUUGAGUGAUUGAUUAAUUGUGAUGUAGUGAUCGAAUUGAUUGGUUGGAGUUUUAUUAUUGAAUGAAUGAUUUAGGGUUUUGAGAUCAGACAGCUAUAAGAAUCAAUGAUUUAUUUUGUAGAUAUUUCAUUGAAUGGGUUUGUUAGCGUUGGUGGUUAUUGAACGUUUAUUGUGUAUGUAUAUAUUCAGGGGAUCAAGAUAUUGAGAGGCUAUAGAUAAUGGCAGGCCGAGGUCGAGGGAGAAAAAAAUCUCAGCAGAAAAAGUCCACAAAAAGAAACAGUGCUCCUGUAGAAGAGCAGCAUGUAGAAGAACUUUCAACAGAGAAUGAUAGUGAUGAUCUGUCAGCACACGGAAUUGAGUCUGAUAAUCAGGGAACCGAUAAUCAGUCUGCAUCAUCUCAGGAGUGCCAACCACUGCCACCUGAUGAGCUAUGUUUCAAGAACACCGAGUUCACCCAGACGUGUAAGAUACAGAGCAAGUGUUAUGUGACCGAGACGGUGAAGUUUCUGAAGAAGGCUAGGUUUAAGCCUGAGCUCCAGUGGUUUGAAAACCACCCUCAGUUUUGCCAUUUUUUCCACAUGCCCGAUGAACCAAACUUGAAGCUGCAGGGUAUGUGGAUGCUUCUACUGCGCACUGUUCCUUUACAUGAGUCAGAGGACACAUCUUGGUUUGCUGUUAAUGGAGUGCCCAUUCGGUAUUCAAUGAGAGAGCAUGCUCUCAUCUCGGGAUUGGACUGCCAUGACUACCCGGCUAAGUAUAAGAAGAUUGGAAGCUUUGCGUUUGUAGACAGGCAUUUCAAAUCACAUAAGGAGAUCACUAUGCUAUCUGUGAGAGAGAAGUUGUUGAGUAUGAGUGCGUGUGGGGAUCGACUCAAAAUGGCAGUGCUGUACUUCUUAGGCACGAUUAUCAGAGGGAAGGGAAGGUAUAAUGCCCCGUUCGACCCUUUCAUAUUAAGAAUCGUCACCGAUGUGGAGGUUUGUAAAACCUUUCCUUGGGGUCGGUUGACGUUUGAAGAUGCUCUCCGGUCCAUCACUCGCGUGAUGAAGCAUCUGAAAGGGAAACCUAAGAAUAAUGUCAACUUUCCCGGGUUCAUAAUUCCUUUGGAGAUUCUGGCAUUUGAGUGUAUCCCAGCUCUGAAAGCACGAUUUAGAGAAGGUGUAGAAGGCUGUAUGAGUAAGUGUCCGAGGAUGUGUAAAAAGCGGUUCCAAAGUAACAGCAUGAAGGGCUAUCCUCUUGAGGAUUUGUACGACACACUAGGAGAAAUUAAGGUUAUUGAAAGUGUUCUUGUUCCUACUGUUGAUGAGGAACCUCUCAUGGCACGCUUAAUGGAUGGGGAGCCAGACUAUGAAAAUGAAGAAGGCGUGAGUAAUUUGUGGAGCACGUGGUUGACUGUUAAGGAGAAGCCUAUCUUUUGGCAAGAACUCUAUGAGUUAGAUGUGGCUGCAAGGGAGUUUCCUCAGAAGAAAGACAAAAGGAAAGUGCAUGAAGAAGCAUCCUCCUCUAAUACAAGUUUGGAGGACGUUUUGAAAGGGUUUGAAGAGAGGUUGAUGACAAGUUUGAGUGAAGUGAAUGGGAAGGUGGAAAAAAUGAACAAGAGGCUUGGGAAGAUUGAACGUUGCCAAGUUGUUUUAAAAAAGAGGUGUAAAAGGAUGAAGGCAAUGGAGAAGAAGCUUGAGAAGAUUGAAGAUUGUCAAUAUUAUUUAAAAAAGAAGGCCAAGAAGGUGGAGAAAGAAAUGAAGGAAAUGAAAGAGAAGGAGGAGGAUAAGGAGAACAAUGACGGUUUCGACUAUCAAGGCAUGGAUUAUGACUGGGAUGGGCAGCGGAAUGACAGCAAUGGAGCGGACGCAACAACCAAAGAACCUGAAGAUGCAGAUAUGGUUGAAAAUACAGAGGUGGUAGAAGAGAAAGAGAGUGAAGAAGACGCUCAGAAGGACGAUAGAGGUUCUGAGGAAGAGACAGAACCUGAACCUGAAGCAGAAGCAGAAGCUGAAGAAGAAAAAGAAAAAGAGGAUGAGGAAGAGAGUGAAGAAGAGGCUCAGAAGGAACCUGAUGAGGUUGAGAUGAAUGAAGCCAAUGAGAUUGAAGAAGAGGUUAAAACAGAGGCUCGGGUUGAAGUUGAAACAGAGGCUCGGGUUGAAGUUGAAACCGAGAAAACUCCUACACCACCACGUGGUAGGACUAAGGCAGCAGCUGCGAGGAGACAAAUCCUAACAACACCAGAAAAGUUGUUCGGAAAGGCUGAAAAAAUGGUUGAGAAAGAGGUGAAAGAACCAGAGGAAGAGGGUGAAAAAAUGGUGGAGGAAGAGGUGAAAGAACCUGAGGAAGAGGGUGAAAAAAUGGUGGAGGAAGAGGUGGAAGAACCUGAGGAAGAGGGUGAAAAAAUGGUGGAAGAAGAAGUGUUAGAGCCUGAGGAAGAGACUGGAAAAAUGAUGGAGGAAGAGGUGGAAGAAUCUGAGGAAGAGGCUGUAAAAAUGGUGGAGGAAGAGGUGGUAGAGCCUGAGGAAGAGGCUGGAAAAAUGGUAGAGCCUGAGGAAGCGGCUGGAAAAAUGGUGGAGGAAGAGGUGGUAGAGCCUGAGGAAGCGGCUGGAAAAAUGGUGGAGGAAGAGGUGGAAGAACCUGAGGAAGAGGUGGAAGAACCCGAGAAAGAGACUGAAAAAUAUACUGAGGAAGAAAAGCAAGAGUGGUACAUGGUUGUCUACGAAGGCAGUACUUGUGAAACGAAGGAAACUGACAAGGGAGCAGCCAAGCCUUCUGGAACUGGGGUCAAGCAUAGGCCAAAACAAAUGGCAUUGAGGAAGCACGCUACUAAGCAGGCUCCUAAGCCGAGGGGUAGACCGAGAAAGGAUACUGAACCAAAGAAGUUCACAACGCCAGAACAGACAAAAAGGAUACGUUCACGUUCACAGUGGGUUUCCACUCCUUUCACUGAAGCUAACACUGAUGAGAUUGAAGGGCGCAAGAAGAAGCCUAGAACAAAGGCGUAG